AAAUUAGUUUUUGCCGCGUGGCAACCCUGUACAGACACAUGAAGGAGCUGCAAAUUUCGCUCUUAGCUCGCAAAAUAAAAUAAGCAAAUAAAAUAGUUAAAUGGCAAUAGUGGUUCGCACUAAUAACGUCAGUUUCCUGUGGCCGGUUGUGUAAUGCUGAAUAAGUGAAUUGCGGUCGAAAAAAUUUGUGGCGAAAGUGCCCUUGAUUGCUCAAACAAAAAGUCUUUAGUUUGUUCGUGUGACACUUUGUUUUUGUGAAUGCACUGAAAAUAUUUAUUUAACUCGGCAAACACUGGAGUGACGAGUUCUUUGUGCCGUUAAAGAAAAAAUAUUUUAUCGACGUUUCAGUUGGCACCCACAUACACACACAGAGGCACCCGCACGCACACAGAUACGACUACGCGGAUUCAGAUACAGAUACACGUGCGCUCAGCUGUUAAUGAAUGCUGCUCAGCUGUCGUUUGUUUUCAUUCCGCUUUGAGAUCCCAGAUCCAGAUCCCGAGAAAAUCCCCGAAAAUCCGGAUACGCAGAUAUAUAUGCCCUUGAUCGACUUAGCAGAUAAACGAGAGCACUAAGGCAUCUCGCAAUUGUCACCCGAAAAUCAUCGUACUGUAUAGAAUAGCCCAGAUCUCCAGUCAUGCCGAAAGAUGGCCACUCACGUAAGCCGCAAAAGAAAGAGGCGACGAUCGCCGAGGAAACUGAAGUCUCAGAGGCCACAGCCACCACUCCACCAGUCACUUCAGCCUCACCCAGUUCACCCACCAGAACCGCCGGCCAUUCGACCAUCGGAGCACUGGUCAGCAAUCUGCACCACCACGACCUCCAGUCCCUGCACCAACCGCUGCUGGAGAUCGAGGAGCGGGUGAUAAGCGCGGUCAACCACAGGAAUCCCCGCCAGCCGCAUCGGAGCUACGGCACCGAGAGGAAACCCCACAGCUCACUGCCCCGAUUCGUGAUCGACAUCGAGGAGGAGACGGACGCGGCGGUGGCGGCGGCGGAGGGCAAGGAGAUCGCCAGCCAGGAACACGAGGAGCACGCGAACCAAAGUCCUUCCCGCCGUUUCAGUCACUUCAAUUUGGCCCUGCGUCGCUUCUCCCACAUCCAUGCCCACAACAUAAAUCGCUACGGAGACUCCAUGGGUUCGCUCGGACAUCGCGCCUUGCUGCAGUACAUCGAUAAUAAUGAUAUUUCCGGACUGCGCGCUAUUCUGGAUAGCCGACAUCUCACCAUCGAUGAUCGGGAUGAGAAUGCCACCACAGUGUUGAUGGUUGUUGCUGGGAGAGGUCUUACUGCCUUUGUCCGUGAAUUCCUGGCCCGUGGUGCCGAUGUUCAGGCGGAGGAUUUGGAUAACUGGACUGCACUUCUGUGUGCCUCCCGAAACGGACACUUUGACGUGGUUCAACUGCUGCUAGACCAUGGUGCCGAGGUGGAGCAUCGUGAUAUGGGUGGCUGGACCAGUUUAAUGUGGGCAGCCUACCGCGGACACACAGAGUUGGUGCGCCUUCUGCUGGACAAAGGAGCCGAUGGCAAUGCUCAUGGUAACUACCACCUGGGUGCCCUAUUGUGGGCGGCGGGGCGUGGCUACAAGGACAUUGUGGAGCUUCUCGUGCAACGCGGGGCCAAAGUAAAUGUGGGCGAUAAGUACGGAACCACUGCGCUGGUUUGGGCCUGCAGGCGAGGCAAUGUGGAGAUUGUGGACACUUUACUGAAGGCUGGAGCCAAUGUGGACACCGCGGGCAUGUAUUCGUGGACACCACUGCUGGUUGCAGCUGCCGGUGGUCACACGGAUUGCGUUAGUUCCAUCCUCGAAAAGAAACCGAAUGUGAAUGCCUUGGACAAGGAUGGAAUGACGGCGCUUUGCAUAGCGAGUCGAGAGGGUUUCCAGGACAUCGCCGCCUCCCUUAUAGCAGCCGGUGCGUACAUCAACAUCCAGGAUCGUGGUGCGGAUACACCCCUCAUCCAUGCCGUGAAGGCAGGCCAUCGAACUGUAGUGGAGGCGCUGCUCAAGAAACACGCCGAUGUGGACAUACAGGGAAAGGAUCGCAAGACGGCCAUUUACACCGCGGUGGAGAAGGGACACACGCCGAUCGUUAAGCUGCUGCUGGCCACGAAUCCCGACCUGGAAUCCGGCACCAAGGAUGGCGAUACUCCCCUGCUGCGAGCCGUGAGAAAUCGUAAUCUGGAGAUUGUCCACCUGCUGCUGGAUCGGAAGGCCAAGGUGACUGCCAGCGACAAAAGAGGCGACACCUGCCUGCACAUUGCGAUGCGAGCGAGGAGCAAGGCAAUUGUGGAGGCCCUCCUGCGGAAUCCCAAGCACAGUCAGCUGCUCUACCGGGCCAACAAAGCGGGCGAGACGCCAUACAACAUUGACUCCCUGCACCAGAAGACCAUUUUGGGCCAGGUGUUUGGCGCCCGGCGGCUGAAUACCAACGAGGAUUCCGAGGGAAUGCUGGGCUACGAACUGUAUUCCUCCGCCCUGGCGGAUGUGCUCAGUGAGCCGACGUUAACCACACCAAUUACUGUCGGACUGUAUGCCAAGUGGGGCAGUGGAAAGAGCUUCCUGCUGAACAAGCUGCGCGACGAGAUGAACAACUUCGCCCGCCAAUGGGCGGAACCACCGAUUCGAACCAGUGGAUUGCUUUUCAUCGUUUGCCUGCACUUGGCAUUGCUCAUUGGAACGAUUGUGGGUUUGAGCACCUGGUCAGCGGUGGUGGGCGUGUCCGCAGCCGUGGGCUUUAUGCUGCUCGCUUACUUGCUCUUGGCGGCUGUGAGGUACUGCAACUACCAGAUGGACAUGCAGUGGGCCUACUCCGUGCAGCAUGGCCUGGAGAAGAGGAUAACUAGAUUGCGUCUAAUCCUGCAGGUGGCCUUUUGCCAUCCCCCAGGACCACAGUCGGAUUCACAGGCGAAACCCGUGCGGUUUCACUUUGCGGAGGCGAACAGUGCAUCACCAACAGGCGACGGAGCAGUGGCCCAUAUGUUGGCCGCCCUUCUCGUUGCCAUCGAAUCUCACUACGGAUGGCUGGCCACCAGAUUGUAUCGAGCCUUUCGGCCCAAGUGCUUGAAGGUGGAUGUGGGCUGGCGGUGGCGUCGCAUGUGCUGCAUUCCCAUCGUGUUGGUCUUCGAACUGGCACUCGUCACCCUGGUCACUGGCAUCUCACUGACCGUUGCCUACUUCACGUUUGCCAGCGAGAAGCAGAAGGAGCAGAUACUCGUAUCACUCUAUGUGAUUGCCGCCGUGAUGGGCACACUCAUCUGCACCCAUCUUCAUGUCCUGGCCAAGGUGUUUGUAUCCUUGUUUACCUCCCACAUCCGGUUGCUGAAAAGGGCGGUUCGCUCCAGUGAAUCGGCUCCUUUGACCAUGUUGGGUGCCGAAGUGGCCGUGAUGACGGACAUGGUCAAGUGUUUGGAUGCCUUCACUAAUCAGCAGAGUCGUUUGGUGGGUGUGAUCGAUGCCUUGGACUCCUGCGACACGGAGAGGAUCCUCACUCUUCUGAAUGCUGUGCAAACCCUUCUUUCUUCACCCAACCGACCAUUUGUGCUGCUCAUUUCGGUGGAUCCCCAUGUCAUCGCCAAAGCUGCGGAGGCCAACAGUCGACGUCUGUUUACGGAGGGUGGAAUCGGAGGACAUGACUUCCUGAGGAACCUGGUGCAUCUCCCAGUUUAUCUGCAAAACUCCGGACUACGAAAGGUGCAGCGAGCGCAGAUGACAGCAUUGCUAUUCAAGCGAAGUGGAGGAGGAGAUUACCAGACAGAUGAUGGACCCACGUUGGGUCACUCCGUAUCCGCUCGUCGUCUGUCAAAUGCCUCAGAGAUCAUCUCCAGUCAGGAGAAGCUGCGCGGACCCGCCCGUGGUGGUGGUGGCAAGAAGCUGCGUCUAUCCGAAUCCGUUGCCAGUUCCACGGGCUCCAAUCUCCAUCGACUGGGCCAGAAUCCGCAGACCGUACUCGAUCUGUCGCGGAUCGUGCUCACGGAUGACUAUUUCAGCGAUGUGAAUCCGCGAAGUAUGCGACGCCUGAUGAACGUGAUCUACAUUACCGUGCGCCUGCUGAAGGCCUUCCAGAUUGACUUCAGCUGGUACCGCCUGAGUUCCUGGAUCAAUCUCACGGAACAGUGGCCUUUGCGGGCCAGUAUGAUAGUGCUGCACCACGAUCAGUUCAUGGAUGGCAACGCGGAUGAAAGUGUUUCCCUACAAAGCGUUUACGAGAAAUUGCGUCCAAAACUGGCUUAUUUGCGAGAGGCUGCUCCUCUAUUGGAGUUGGAUCGCGAUGAACGAAAACUGGACGCCUUCCUGCAACUGCACAAAUCCGAUUUGCUCGUGGCGGAUCUCCGCAUCUUUUUACCCUUCACCAUUAAUCUGGAUCCUUAUCUGAGAAAGGUGUUAAAGGAGGAUCAGCAAAUCAUCGAGGACGAGGGUUCCCUAGUGAUACAAACGAGACCCAGCGUUUCCAAUACCAUGCGUCAAUUCCCAGCGCCUACCACCUAUGUGCCUUCGCCCCAGGCCUAUCCACCCUAUCAAAUGUUCCAGAACCCGGAGUAUCCUAGCAAUGAGUUACGCUCCAGAAAUCUCAGUUCGAGCACAGAGCCUGUGACGCCACUGAUAAACUCACCGAGUGAUUCGUUUGGUGAUGACAUCCUGCAAACCAAGCUGACUGAUUUAACCGUGGAGGGAGUCAUCAGCCUGCUGGAGAGGAUUGAUGACAUAAAGCCCGCGUUGGCCAAAUUGGCGCCCGUACUCCGAGAGAAUGCCAUUAAUGGUCGUGUGCUGAAGCACUGUGAUAUGCCGGAUCUGAAAUCGGUUCUGGGCCUGAGCUUUGGCCACUGGGAGCUGUUCCGCCUGCUGAUCACCACACUGAGGGAAUGCGAGCGUUUGCCCAGAAAGCAGCCGCGUCAGCAGCAGCAGCCCGCCGCUCUGGAGGCGCCAUCGAAUGUCCCCAUGAUCAAGGAUGUGACUGAUGCCCUAAUGCAGCCGCCCAGAGAGUCCUUGUCGCGCAAGAACUCCGUUAGUCAUAUGGAGAAACAGGUCACGCUGGAGGAGCAGAUGAUUUGCGGCACGUUGCAGACUCUGAACGAGGAGGCCUACGAGGAUGUGGCCAGCAGCGAGCGACCGAGUCCCACAGGUGAGAUGUUGGCGGCAGCCGCACAACUGCAAUUAGCACCCAUCCGCGAGUCCUCCGAGUUCGGAUCGCCGUCAGACGAUCAGAAGCAGUUCGGGGUGAAGAUAGGCCACCUCAUCAACAACAACAACCAGUACUUGCAUGCGGAGUACAAUCGGAGCGUCAGCUCGCACUCCCUGCAGAGUCUCAGCACUCUGGUGGGUGCUCCGAGUGGGCAUGGUGGUUCUGGUGGUUCUGGUUCGGGUGGCGGUGGACUCCACCUGGGCAAUGAGCUCGACACACCGAGUGCCGGAGCCGCAAUGACGGCGCCAUUGCUUGGUACUUCUUCCGGCCCGAUGCAGCCGCCUGCGGGUCGGGACUCCAUUUUGAAGCAGCAGGGAAGCGUCAAGGCCGACAAGCGGGUAUCGAUCCAACAGACGGCGACCAAUAAUAACAACAAUGCGACGAGCACGAAGCUAACACCAAAUGUCGAAUAUGUUUCCGAGCGACAGUCAGAAGCCCAAGGAGCCAGCAAGCGCUUGACAACAAAGCCGCCACCAGGACCACGUCCCGCAUCGCUGAUCAUCACCAGAAACGAUUCCAACUCACAGUUCCAGCUGCUGCGCUCAUCCUCCGUGGACUACGAUGAUGUGGAGGCACAGGAGCACCGGACCACGAUUAGAACCACUUUGCUGGAACAGCAGGAGGAGGAGGAGGCCGCCCCGUUCGUGUUUACAGUGCGCAAAUGAUACAAUCUUCUCUACUAGGUGAUAUGAGCCAACGAGAAUGGCCAUUUAGUGCCAGCUACGCUUAAUUACAAAUUAGGUUUAGUGCAAUUAGCCAAUAGCUAGAGGACUUUGUGUUAACUCGGACUUUUGGGUUACACAAUGAUAUAAUCGUAUACUUGGUACGCUAGGAAAAGACACUUUGUUUGCAAAGGUACUUACGACACUACUUGUUAAAAAUGUAUGAUGCAUGUGCAUAUGAAUAUUUAUUAAUUGUACAAAGAAAUGAAAAAUACAUUGAGCGAGAUGAUUUACAAAUGUUAA
Molecule: messenger RNA, 6145 nt
Organism: Drosophila ficusphila
Lineage: Eukaryota; Metazoa; Arthropoda; Insecta; Diptera; Drosophilidae
Gene: Arms
Product: kinase D-interacting substrate of 220 kDa
Exons: 12
Coding region: 638-5845 (1735 amino acids)
Molecular function (GO): protein binding
Source: RefSeq, a predicted model, not a curated record